CUCUCGAGCUUUGUGGACCCUGGGCCCAUGGACACUCACCCUCUUCCCUGCAGCUCCGCGCGCCAGCUCUCCUGCUUUGCGCAUAAGGACACCAUUGACGUCUCGGCGCCUGAAGCGGGCUCCUGGAGCCCGAGGUUGCCGCUAGGGCAGGAACCAGGUGGCAGAGGACCAGAGCGGGGCCACCCUGCGCCUCCAGGGGCCUAGGCGCGUAGGUGCCAGUACAUCCGUGGCUUCUGAUCACCCGCAGCACUGAGAGUGUUUGUUUUGGUCCACAAAAGCAUUUUCAAAAAGCUGCUGGUCAAGCAUGGCUUUAACAGAUCAAAGGCUUGAGAACCUGCAGGUCUACAAACUUCUUCAGUGUGUUCGGAACAAAGACAAGAAGCAGAUAGAGAAGCUCGUCAAACUCGGCUACCCUGAACUAAUCAAUUUCACAGAACCUGUGGAGGGGCUCAGUGCUCUGCACCUAGCCUCAGUUUCCAAUGACAUUGACAUGGUCAGCUUUCUCCUCAGCCUUGGUGCUCACCCUGAUGUGCAAGAUCGAAUGGGCUGUACUCCGACCAUGAGGGCUGCAGAACUGGGCCAUGAAUUGUCCAUGGAAAUACUAGCCAAGGCAAAGGCAGAUAUGACUAAAGUCGAUAAUGAAGGAAAAGGUAUUUUGUUUCACUGCAUUUUACCUACUAAGAGGCAUCAUCGCUGUGCAUUGAUUGCCCUGGAACACGGUGCAGAUGUCAACAAUUCUUCCUAUGAAGGAAUCCCAGUAUUCCUUAGAGCUUGCGAAGAAGCACAUGAUGUUAAAGAAAUGUGCCUGACAUUUCUGGACAGAGGAGCCAAUCCAAAUGCUAUCAACUCAGCCACAGGCCGCACGGCUUUGAUGGAAGCAUCCAGAGAAGGCGUGGUGGAACUAGUUCGAGGGAUAUUGGAACGAGGAGGUGAAGUGAAUACAUUUGAUAAUGAGAGACAUCAUGCUGCACAUUUCGCUGCCAAAGGAGGCUUUUUUGAUAUAUUGAAGCUUCUUUUUGCCUACAACGGAGACAUGGGGUUGAUUGCAAUGAAUGGGAACACACCACUUCAUUAUGCUGCCAUGGGUGGUUUUGCAGAUUGCUGUAGAUAUUUAGCUCAGCGAGGAUGUGACCUGAAAUGGAAGAAUUUACAGCAUAAAACACCCAGGAAUGUGGCUAAAGAAGGUGGCUUCAAAGCAGCAAGCAAAGAAAUAAGGCGGGCAGAACGAAUUGCUAAUAAACUAGCCCGGCCAGGAGCCAAAGAUCCUAACCCACUUUGGGCCCUUCGACUUCAUGAUUGGUCAGCAGAACACGAGACUUCCCUUCGGGGAGCUUUUUCAUAUGUGGACAGGGGGGAUGGGACAGUCAGCAAGGAAGACUUUGUGAUGGUGCUGGAAGAGAGGCAAGAGUUAGUCAACCCAGAACAGCUGCUUUCCAUAGCUCAUCUUCAUGAACAAUUGCGGGGAGGGGGGAUCAACAUUAAUGAUUUCUUUAAGGGAACCAAAUACUUACAGAAGUCUUAUGUCUUGGGAUCCUAUGGGCCUAAAAAAAAGAAAAGAGGAAUAGCCAAAAGGACAAAAAAAGGCAAGUUCGCUUUACCCCUCCCAAUCUGCAUCAUUCCUGAUGAUGCAUUUCCACGCCGGAGUGAUGGUGGGCCACCAUAUUACAUGAUUGAAACCUACAAGAACAUAACUGAUUGCAGUCGGUUUGAUCGGGAUCAUCCACCAGAACAUCCCAUUCAGGAUGACUCUGCUUGGUACAUUGAUGAUACAGAGAAAGCAUAUUCAAAUAUUAAUUUUCUCACCAAGGCAGGAGACCUAGCUUCGCUGAAAAAGGCAUUUGAAUCAGGAAUACCUGUGGAUAUGAAGGAUAAUUAUUACAGAACACCACUAAUGACUGCUUGUGCAAGUGGAAACAUAGAGGUGGUCAAGUUUCUUCUUGAGAGAGGGGCUAACAUUAAUGCUACAGAUAAUUUUCUGUGGACUCCACUCCAUUUUGCAUGCCAUGCAGGCCAACAAGAUAUUGUUGAGCUUCUUGUUAAAUCUGGAGCCAUCAUAGAUGCAGUUUCACUCAACAACUCAACUCCUUUAAGUAGAGCCAUUGAGAGCUGUAGACUGGAUACUGUCAAAUACCUACUUGAUAUUGGUGCUAAAUUCCAGUUGGAAAAUAGAAAAGGGCAUACUGCCAUGGAUGUCGCAAAGGCGUAUGCUGACUAUAGAAUAAUUGAUUUGAUUAAAGAAAAGCUAGAUAACUUGCCCAAACCAGCAGAAAACCAAAAACCAAAAGGCAAGCCACCUCUUAAAGUGAAAACUGAAGGACCUGAAAUUAAGAAAGAAGGGGAGGAACCACUUUCGCCAGUUUAUACUGUACCAGCCAUACUGGAGGAAAAGAAAAUGCGUAAGGAUAAUGUGGUGUAUCUCAAUUCAUUGAUUACCAGUGGUCACACCAAGAAAGUAGAUAUCACAUUUAUUCCACGGAGGACCUGGAGUCCUGAAGCCACAACGGAAGAGCUGAUCAGAAAGAGGGAACUGCGGAGGGAGAGGUUCACUUAUGAGGUGGACUUUGAAGACUUCAUGAUGCCCUUUCAGAAGAACAUCACAGAGAAAGCUCAAGCAUUGGAAGCUGCUUUCAAGAACUAAAUCACAGAAGUUGUGCCUUGUGUUAAACAUUUUGAGGCCCAGAGAUCAAACUUUGGAGGAAAUAAAUAUUUCCGUCAAAGCCAAAGCAAUCCACAGCUUAAGUAUUUGUAACCAAAUAUUUGUUUUUUCUUUAACAACUAUAAAUAGUAUGAGCUGUCUAGAAAAGGUGUGUUUUGUUUUACAACAAAUUGCAUGUCAUUCUGGGUAAAUUCCCCAAUCUUCUUUAAGAUUAUAGUGGAAUAAAUGGCAUUUUGGUUAUAAACAUAACUUUAUUGUCAGAAAAUUUACCAAAUAUACACCAUUGUGUUUGCUAAAGAUAUAAUUCUGGAAAUUGAUGAAGACUAUUUUAAUAUUAAGAAAGAGAAGGAAUUUUUAGUCUGUUAAGUCUGUUUAGUCUGUUAGGAAGAAAUUUGUUUCUCACACAUGAUUGUAAGUGAUGUAUAUUGGGUUAAGUAAAUGUUGACACCUCUGGCAGACACUGUCUGCACUCCAGCCAUCUCUCCUCUGCUUUGGGAUUGAGGCAGUCUCAGACCUGGUUUCCAGAUGCAGAAUUGCAGCCUAUGACAUUUAAACUUGUACAGUAGGGGCCAAAGUACAGGAUCAUGAACAUCUCCUGGAAACAGCUCUCAAGCAGUGACUGAACAGAUGCAGUGUAUUAAGUCCCAGUUCCGUCACCAUUCUGGUGAGAUUAUUCUAAAGGACAUGUUCUCACUAACUUCUAGAGCUCCCCAUGGGGAUUAAGAUCAAGAUGCCCACAGUGGUGAUUUUGUGUGAUAACAUGCCCUUUAUUGGACAUCUUUUCUUUGCUGUUUCCUCACUUUUCUCCAGACCUUCUGGUCUUUGUUGAGAUCACCUCCCAAAUACUUAUACCUAAAUUCUUGUCUCAAGGUUCCUUCUUUAAGGACUCAAAUUAAGACAUCUAUGGUGUUAUGAUUCUAAGUCCCCUAGCAAAUAUUUUUAAAAUAUAUUCCCUUAGCUUCUGUUUGCAACUAAAUAAACAUUUCCCCAACUUAGAGGAUUUGUUCCCAGGAUCUUAAGCAUUUAAGAAACAGUUCAAGUAGUAUUCAUGUAAUACUUUAGACAAAAUUUCCACAUGCCAUAAAAUAUAUAUGAUAGGGAAUGACUAGGUAUUAUAUAUGACUUUUCCUUAAGGCAAGUAUCUGUGGGGCAAGGGAGAAGGGAAGAUUUAAGAGACCCACCAUAAAACCUUACAAGUAUCCUUUGGACUUUGGGUCUGCAACUUGACUUAUACUUGGGAAAGAUGUAUGUUAGGAUUCUACUGAAGAAAUAGAAUCAGUAGGGUAGGACAGGUAGGUAGGUAGGUAAGUAGGUAGAUAGAAAGAUAGAUAUGCAAGGAGUUAACUUACACAAUUGUGGAGCUGGUAGGGCAGGCCACCAGGAAGGAUAGGC
Molecule: messenger RNA, 4048 nt
Organism: Phyllostomus discolor (pale spear-nosed bat)
Lineage: Eukaryota; Metazoa; Chordata; Mammalia; Chiroptera; Phyllostomidae
Gene: ANKEF1
Product: ankyrin repeat and EF-hand domain containing 1
Exons: 10
Coding region: 305-2638 (777 amino acids)
Molecular function (GO): protein binding
Source: RefSeq, a predicted model, not a curated record